CCAGAAGGAGUCAACUCUGCACCUCGUGCUGCGCCUCAGGGGAGGGAUGCAGAUCUUCGUGAAGACCCUGACUGGCAAGACCAUCACCCUGGAAGUUGAGCCCAGUGAUACCAUUGAGAACGUGAAGGCCAAGAUCCAGGACAAGGAAGGUAUUCCCCCUGACCAGCAGAGGCUGAUCUUCGCUGGGAAGCAGCUGGAGGAUGGGCGCACCCUGUCUGACUACAACAUCCAGAAGGAAUCCACCCUGCACCUCGUGCUGCGCCUCAGGGGUGGCUAUUAAAGUUGUUGUGUAUCUUGCUUGGCAAUGCCAUUGCCUGUGGUUCCUGUGUUUGCACUGUAGUUCUUUUAAUGUCUUAAUUUUAAGUUAAAUGCAAGGGUAAUGCAAGCUUGAGUAACUGCUGAACAACUGUCUGUUGAAAUGCUAAUAAAGUUUUCUGUUGCACAUGACAACUUGUCUGUCUCAGUUCAAGUGAGUAAAAGUGGUGUAGUCAGUGAAGUGCUUUGGCCUUCUCCCAUAGCAGUUUAAGUCUCUCUGCAUGUAUAAUGAGGACCAGCCUUGUGGUUAAAAUGGAUCUGGAUUAAAAUUUUAA
This is a messenger RNA of Acanthisitta chloris (rifleman), 590 nucleotides long. Its product is annotated as ubiquitin. Gene Ontology annotation, biological process: modification-dependent protein catabolic process; protein ubiquitination. Lineage: Eukaryota; Metazoa; Chordata; Aves; Passeriformes; Acanthisittidae. The coding region runs from base 47 to 280 and encodes 77 amino acids. Gene Ontology annotation, molecular function: ubiquitin protein ligase binding; protein tag activity. The transcript has a single exon. Gene Ontology annotation, cellular component: cytoplasm; nucleus. The record is from RefSeq and is a predicted model, not a curated record.